Molecule: messenger RNA, 316 nt
Organism: Staurois parvus
Lineage: Eukaryota; Metazoa; Chordata; Amphibia; Anura; Ranidae
Source: the annotation of a GenBank genome assembly
AUGUAUGUGAAAUGGUUUGAUACAGUAAUGUAAUACUGUCAGAUUUUAGUGUAUUGAGUGAAUGUCAAAUUUUUACAUUUUUUAAAUUCCCGCCGGUUUCGUCCCCCGUACGUCCCGACGCUCGCAGGGAGCGGAACCUGGAAGACGGAUGCCAGCAUCAGCCGGAGGAGAUGGAUGGGGAUGCUGCAGGGGGAACAUUGCUGGAGCGCAGGACAAGGUAAGUGCUGGAGGGAUCCCAGAGCAACCAUGCAGUGUAAUCCUGAGUGUAACUCGGGGUUACGGCUUCUGCUACACUCGGGAAUACCGCCAGGGGGGU